GCCGCCGCUGCCCGCCCCAUCAGGCGAGGGGCAGGACACACAGCCCCGAGCCCGUCCCGCCCCAGCCGGCCGGUGAGCUGUGCCGCUGCCGCACCGCCAUGAAGAUCAAGGACGCCAAGAAGCCGUCUUUCCCAUGGUUUGGCAUGGACAUUGGGGGAACUUUGGUGAAACUGGCAUAUUUUGAACCUAUUGAUAUCACUGCAGAGGAGGAGCAGGAGGAAGUUGAAAGCUUGAAGAGCAUCCGCAAAUACCUGACUUCCAAUGUAGCCUAUGGAUCUACCGGCAUUCGAGAUGUUCACCUUGAGCUGAAAGACUUAACAAUUUUUGCUCGAAGAGGAAAUUUGCACUUUAUUCGAUUCCCAACUCAAGAUUUGCCUACUUUUAUCCAAAUGGGAAGAAAUAAGAACUUUUCCACACUACACACGGUGCUGUGUGCCACCGGUGGUGGCGCUUACAAGUUUGAGGAAGACUUUCGCACAAUUGGAAACCUCCAGCUGCACAAACUGGAUGAGCUUGACUGCCUUGUGAAAGGCUUAUUGUAUAUAGAUUCUGUCAGCUUCAAUGGGCAGGCAGAGUGCUAUUAUUUUGAAAAUGCCUCAGAUCCUGAGAGAUGCCAAAAGAUGCCUUUUAACCUGGAUGAUCCAUACCCAUUGCUGGUUGUUAACAUUGGUUCAGGAGUCAGUAUUUUAUCAGUCCAUUCCAAAGACAACUAUAAAAGAGUAACUGGAACAAGUCUAGGUGGAGGGACCUUUCUUGGUCUAUGCAGUUUGUUGACAGGCUGUGAAAGCUUUGAAGAAGCUCUGGAAAUGGCCUCCAAAGGAGACAGCACACAUGCUGACAAACUUGUUCGAGAUAUUUAUGGAGGAGACUAUGAAAGAUUUGGCCUGCCAGGAUGGGCUGUAGCAUCCAGUUUUGGGAAUAUGAUCUACAAAGAGAAGAGAGAGUCUGUUAGCAAAGAAGAUCUUGCAAGAGCCAUACUGGUCACCAUCACCAAUAACAUUGGGUCUAUUGCCCGGAUGUGUGCAGUAAAUGAGAAAAUCAACAGAGUUGUAUUUGUUGGCAAUUUCUUACGUGUGAAUACUUUGUCAAUGAAGCUUCUUGCAUAUGCACUGGAUUACUGGUCAAAAGGCCAGCUGAAGGCCUUGUUCCUAGAACAUGAGGGAUACUUCGGAGCUGUGGGUGCUCUUCUUGGGCUGCCAAAUUUCAGUUGAGAUACCAGAUGUCACUACACUGAACUAUUUUCCACCUAACUGACACGUGUUUAUGGCAAUGGGAACUAAAUCUGGGGAGGGGGGAAUUAAGUAGCAGAUUUUCUGUAACUGCUUUUACAAAGUGAUUAGCUACUGAAUAUUGCUGUUAUGAGGAAGGGGGUUUCACUCUGUUGGGCAUUGAAAAGUGAAUUGUUUGAGGAUAUCGUUUAUGUUCUUUGGUACAUGUAGCCAGUAUUGAACUUUUAAUAUGCAAUACAUCCUCUGAAAACAAGCUUCCAGAAGAAGGAAUGCCAAACCUUAAAGUGCUCAGCAUGGAAAUGUGGCAAGUUUACUCCUGAGGCUUUAGGCCCAACAGUUGUGUAUAUAUUUUCAUUAGUUAUCCUAUAUUAUGAGCACAAUUUUCCACAUAUGUACUUGCAGACAAAAGCCUUUAAAAACAAAAAGGUACCAUCCACAGGAUGAGGAAAACAUAGACAACUGCUUCCCCCAGUAAGAAUAGUAACUAUUUUUGUGUGUAAUGGAAAUAAUGAAAAUUCCCGUUUUCAGUGGGAAGAAUGGAAACACAAAAAAUCAGCCAAAGCAGCAGAUUAGGCAGUUGAUGUUGUGAAGGUUUUGUGAAGGUACUCACUUGCCCUCUUCAUUUCUUUGAAGAUACAGCUGGUGUUUUGGGAAGAUGCCCUCUAUCUGUGGUGUAAUUUAGUCAAGAGUUUAAUGAUUAGAAAAGGCAGGUUUUGGGGUUGGGUUUUGAGUUUGGUUUUGUGGUUUUGGUGGGGUUUUUAUGAGGACGUGACUUCUAAAAUGCCUUCUGGUGGCGUUUUUGGGUGUCUCAUCAAUUCUGACAUCAUGCCUCAUUAUUUGUAAAGGUACCACAAAGCCUGAGAGAACUGGAGGAACCCAUAUAUAAUAGACUUCAUAUGGGACCUUCUCAUCCUGAUGCUUUGGCUCAUUUCUGUGGAGGUUUGGGAGAUUUCUGCCCCAUUUUACUAAUUUGAAAAUAUUGUUUCUCCUUAAUCUAACUUGAUACUAAAAAUGAAAGGGUUUUAGUUUGCUUUUGGAGCUGGAAGCUUGGUUUUGACGGUGGAGGACAGUGUCAGAGUUUGUAUUGCAGCACCAAACGGACCAAUAUUUAGUGCACUUGCAGUAUGGAACCAUUCAUCAAAUCGUGGCCUUGGGAUAAAAUCUGUUCUCUGGAACUGAUCUUUGGGGGUUUCUCUAUACUUUUACAGUUGUGAUUAUUAUAAGUUUAGUCCUGAAGCCAGGGCGUGAGAUCUGACACUUCUAAGGAUAUUCUAUAGUCAUUAACUACAUGACUUUGUGGACUAAAGAGCUCCCCAAUUUUAUGGUAUCAUUUUAAUGUUGAAUGUUUCCUCUACGUGCAUGAGGAGCAGUCAUACUAGAACACAUUCUUACCUUGAGGUUUAAGGUAUUUUUAAAGCAGAUUGCUCCAGUAUUCCACAGUAUGGCUGUGUUGUAUUCACAGACACAUCUACUUAGUGUGCUAGAAACCUCUGUGUGCUGUUUUCAGUCUUCCUUUGCUUAAAACCCAAAGCCCCGUACUAACAUAAGUUUAUUAUUUUUAGUUCUCCUCUGUGGUGCUUAAAGAAUACAGUAACUUAGAGUAGCCAGCUCAUGAAAUCUAGUGCCAGUUGCAGAUGCAGUUCCAUUCAGCAUCGCUUUUCCUUGUACUCAUUCUACCUUUCCAUUGUGCUUGUUUUUAUGUUUCAUUUUAGACUUCUAAAAACCAAAUCACACUCACAGUUAAACUGGUCUAAAGCUGAAUCAGAGAACUUCAGACAAGAAGCUAAUACGGUUUUUAUAGAAGGUCUCUAUAACUGUCAUAUACUGAUCCUUUUAGUUCCUAUUGACUAUGGAAAGUAACCUGUAUUUGGUUAGAAACUGCAGUAAAACUUCAUUUCCUGGGUGUUUGACAGCUGCCUGAACACUUUGCAAACUGCCUGCAUAUUUUUUUUGCUCAGUAAGAUACUUUCAGACGCGACAGCUUGAUUAGAAACAGUUCCUUCAGCCCAUACUUAUCACUACUUCACUUCUCAUUUUGUGAUGCUGAAAGAGCUGCUCUUGAAGCAGUGGUUGAGCAUACUUGUAUAUUCAACCCGAAGCACAUGCAGAAGAUGGUAACAUAGUGACCAUGGUUAAUUUAAACCAUUUGAAGUUGAUGUGGCCUAAAAUAAAUUUUUAAAGUGAAUUGUAGAGUUAACAAAUCAACAGAAUAAGCCUUAAAUAGCUGUACUGUACAGAAACAGUGGAGACCUCAUGGCAGCCUUCCAGUAUCUGAAGGGGGCCUACAGGGAUGCUGGAGAGGGGCUC
This is a messenger RNA of Melopsittacus undulatus (budgerigar), 3536 nucleotides long. It is a transcript of the gene PANK3, whose product is annotated as pantothenate kinase 3. The record is from RefSeq and is a predicted model, not a curated record. The transcript is spliced from 7 exons. Gene Ontology annotation, cellular component: cytosol; nucleus. Gene Ontology annotation, biological process: coenzyme A biosynthetic process. Lineage: Eukaryota; Metazoa; Chordata; Aves; Psittaciformes; Psittaculidae. Bases 99 to 1211 code for a protein of 370 amino acids. Gene Ontology annotation, molecular function: ATP binding; pantothenate kinase activity.